Molecule: messenger RNA, 357 nt
Organism: Hibiscus syriacus
Lineage: Eukaryota; Viridiplantae; Streptophyta; Magnoliopsida; Malvales; Malvaceae
Product: polyadenylate-binding protein-interacting protein 4-like
Exons: 3
Coding region: 61-357 (98 amino acids)
Biological process (GO): cytoplasmic stress granule assembly
Cellular component (GO): cytoplasmic stress granule
Molecular function (GO): RNA binding
Source: RefSeq, a predicted model, not a curated record
AUAAACUCCUAAGAAACAGGUGGCACUUAAACAAAUAAGAGGCUCUUUUUUUCCUUCUAGAUGAAUAUCCAACAAGCUUUGUUGCCCAAAUCUUCUGCUAAUGGAUUUGCCCGUCGAAGAGGUGAUAGGGAGGGUGGGGCCAGGUUGGAGAAUAAGGUGCAGUCAGGAAAAUCUAAUCAGGGGAGAAUACAAACUACAGGUGCAGUGACUGGUGGGAAGAGUGGAGGUAAUGAGAGUUCUUCCCGUGAUCGGUUAGUUUAUUUGACAACCUGUCUCAUUGGGCAUAUGGUGGAAGUCCAUGUGAAAAAUGGAUCAGUUUACACUGGAAACAUCAUUCUGUUGCCACUUCAGGAAUAA